AUGGAGUGGCUCCCAACCCUAGAGAACCUUGAGAAUUUGGUAGAGUUGUCCAUCGAGUAUUGUCCCAAAAUGCAAGAGAUGCGAGGCCUUGAAGGCUUAAAGUCAUUGCGAUCUCUCAAUAUUAAUGAUGGAUACAGUAUGGCUUGUGUCCACGGCUUUGAGAACCUCUUGCAUUUCAACAAUUUACAGACAUUGGAGAUUCAGAGUUGCCCUCAUCUUGCAGAAGCAUUGCGAGAUGGCGACAACGACGACAAUAACCAUUGUAGGACGACCAUCCACUCUUUACGAACAUUGAAGAUAUGGAGUUGUAACUCAACACUACUACAAGGUGGCCACCGGAUGCCUCUUCUCUCGAUGUUUUCGAGGCUUACAACACUAGAACUUGUGUCGAUCAAACAUUAUGAGGAUGAUGAGGAAGACACCAUUAACAAUGUCGAGCAGGUGACAAAGAAAGUAAAAUAUACCCACUUCUUCACAUUCAACACACUCAGAAUGUCACAUACUAACACGCACAUUAAUGUUUGGUGCACAUGCAGAAGAAGGGGGAGCAGGAAUUGUGGCUGGAAGGGAUCGGCGACGUGGAAGAGCUGGAAAGAGUUUUAUUGUUUGACUUGCCUGCAGUAG
Messenger RNA from Linum trigynum, 624 nucleotides. NCBI's taxonomy places the organism in Eukaryota, Viridiplantae, Streptophyta, Magnoliopsida, Malpighiales, Linaceae. The record is from the annotation of a GenBank genome assembly.